Messenger RNA from Elaeis guineensis (African oil palm), 4408 nucleotides. Its product is annotated as auxin response factor 16. The record is from RefSeq and is a predicted model, not a curated record. Gene Ontology annotation, biological process: response to hormone; regulation of DNA-templated transcription. Gene Ontology annotation, molecular function: DNA binding. Gene Ontology annotation, cellular component: nucleus. NCBI's taxonomy places the organism in Eukaryota, Viridiplantae, Streptophyta, Magnoliopsida, Arecales, Arecaceae.
GCCGAAGCCGAAGCCGAAAGCAAGACGAAGAAGAAAUCCCCCGAAAAUUUCCUUGCCGUCUCCUCCAUUCCCGGCGAACUUUCCGGCUUGUCGCCGUCGCCGGAGACCAGCGAACCACUGGCUCCUCUGGCCGCUCCGCCCCGUCCGGUCCCCUCCUGGCCUUCCGUGCUUGGGGAUCCCGCUGGAGCGGAGCAAUCCCCGCUCUCUUCCGCCCGUGGAAUUUUGCCACCGGAACUCGCGAAGUGUUGAGGAAGAGUAUUCGAGGUGAAUUUCCUUUAAUUGGUACUUCUUCCGGCGAGAUUCUGGAAUAUCCCUGUGGUGUUCUUUGGAAUCUGGGGUCUCGGAGCGAGUUGGAUUAGUGAAUUAGGGCUAGGGUUUUGGACUAGGGGGAGUUAGGUUGGAGCUUAGGAGGUGAGAGAAGCUGCUGGAAUAGUAUAUUUGGGCUCGUGAGGGUGAAGUUUCUUAAUAGGGAAAAAGAUAGCCUUUUGAUUGCUUUUGGCGAGCACAUUGGGGGGAAUUUUCUAUGGAGGAUGGCUUGUCUAUAAAGAGAGGGAAGUGGAAAGGGAGAGGCUUUCUUUGCCAAUAAAGUGAGGGGAGGGAACGGUGGGAAGAAAGGAGGGAACACUCUUUUGAGGUAUUUCAGAUCAGGGAAGCUGCUGGGAUCUGCUUAGAUGAAGGGUCCGGUGUCGAAUGGAUUCGCAGCAAAUCCGGCAGAAGGAGAAAGAAAAAGCAUCAAUUCGGAGUUAUGGCAUGCUUGUGCUGGACCACUGGUGUCUUUGCCACCUGUUGGCAGCCUUGUGGUCUACUUUCCACAAGGUCAUAGUGAACAGGUAGCAGCCUCGAUGCAAAAGGUGACCGAUAGCAUGCCAAAUUAUCCUUCACUACCUUCUAAGCUGAUCUGUGUUCUUCAUAAUGUCACCUUACAUGCUGAUGCUGAAACAGAUGAGGUUUAUGCUCAGAUGACUCUUCAACCUGUUAAUAAAUAUGAUAGAGAAGCAAUGCUGGCAUCUGAAAUGGGCCUCAAACAAAACAAGCAACCAACAGAAUUCUUCUGCAAAACACUCACAGCAAGUGAUACAAGUACCCAUGGUGGAUUUUCGGUACCCCGUCGUGCAGCUGAGAAGAUAUUUCCACCUCUAGAUUAUACAAUGCAACCACCAGCUCAAGAAUUAAUAGCUAAAGAUUUGCAUGACAUUUCGUGGACAUUUCGUCAUAUCUAUCGAGGUCAGCCCAAAAGGCAUCUACUGACUACAGGUUGGAGUGUAUUUGUUAGCACAAAAAGACUUGUUGCUGGUGACUCUGUUCUCUUUAUACGAGAUGAAAAGUCACAGCUUCUCUUGGGUAUAAGGCGUGCUAAUAGACAACAACCUGCUUUAUCAUCUUCAGUCUUAUCUAGUGAUAGCAUGCAUAUAGGAAUCCUUGCUGCUGCUGCUCAUGCUGCUGCAAAUAACAGCCCAUUCACUAUAUUUUACAACCCAAGAGCAAGCCCCUCGGAGUUUGUUAUACCUUUCGCCAAAUACAAUAAAGCAAUGUACACCCAAGUGUCUCUUGGCAUGCGAUUCAGGAUGAUGUUUGAGACUGAGGAGUCUGGAGUGCGUAGAUAUAUGGGCACGAUUACAGGCAUCAGUGAUUUAGAUCCACUGCAGUGGAAAAAUUCACAGUGGCGCAAUCUUCAGGUUGGCUGGGAUGAAUCAACAGCGACCGAGCGGCGGACCCGAGUGUCAAUAUGGGAGAUUGAACCUGUGGCAACUCCUUUCUAUAUAUGUCCACCCCCAUUCUUUAAACCCAAGUUCUCUAAACAACCUGGGAUGCUAGAUGAUAAGAUGGAAAUUGAAAACACCUUUAACAGGGUAAUGCCAUGGCUUGGUGAUGACUUUGGCUUAAAAGAUGCUCAAAGUGCAGUCUUUCCAGGCCUGAGCCUGGUCCAAUGGAUGGCCAUGCAACAGAAUUCUCAGCUAAUGGCACCAGCAGCUCAGUCAACAUACUUCCCUUCCACAGCUGCAUCAGCUAUGCAAGAUGGUCUUGGCACUGAAGACCCAACAAAGAUACUAAAUUUCCAGUCACAUGCCUUACCUUCAUCAUAUCUGCAGUCCAGUUCCAAACUAAAUCCUCAGACUCAGCAAUUCGAUAAACAGCAUCAACCACCUCUAUUAUCAUCUCAACAGCCAUUGCAGCCACAACAACAAAUUUCGAUUCAUCAUCAUCAUCAGCAGCAACAACAGCCACCACCACUGCAACAAAAUACUGCCCAUCUUCUGCCGCUGCAGCAGCAACAGCAGCGUCAGGAGCAAGCAGAACUGCAGCAGCAACAUUUACAGCAGCAGCAACCAAGAGUUGCGGCUAAUCAGGAACUCAUUGAUCAGCAGCAACAUCAGCCUGUUCGUAGCCAACCUUUACCUCCAACCCAGUUAUCAAACCAAAUUUUGCAGCCACCUUCAUCUAAUGUUCAACAACAAGGGUUACCUAAACCAAACACUCAACAUCAGCAAGGCGCUUGUUCUCCCAACCCUGGUUCUCUCCAACCAUCAUCCUUGCCACAAAUCUUGCAGGUCCAACAACCAGUAGACCAUCAAAAUACUCUUUUUCAGCAACAACAACAACACUUGCAACAGCUGAUGCAACCACAGCUUCAGCUGCAGCUGCUGCAAAAGCUUCAGCAACAACAAUUGCUCUCUCAGCUCGGUCCACAGCUACAAUCUCAAUCAUCACAGCAACUAACUCAACAUAACCAGCAUUUUCAACAGCAGCAAAAUUUGCAGCCACAGUUGAAUGGCACCAACAUUCUACCAGCUCAAGUGAAGCAACUGCAGCAAAUGCCUGCUAUGUAUGACAGUAACCACCUCAAGCCUCAGUUACCUGCUAGAGCUCAUUCUACUCUCAGUGAGAACAAAGCUCCAUCUUGCUCUACCUCUCCUUCCACUAACUGUCAUUCUUCGUCAAACUUACUAAAUAGAGUUCAGCAAGGCCCAGCUGUUUUGGUUGGAGAGAUAGGGGUACCACAUAUGGAAAAUCUGCUUCAGGAACUUCAAAGCAAGUCAGAUGUUCAAGUCAAGCAUGAAUUACACUGUACCAAAGAGCCUACUCAGCUGCCAAACCAACAUGCCACUGUCGAUCAGUUAGAUGCUUCCUCUGCAACCUCAUUUUGUGUAGAUGGCAGUACACAUGAAGGAAUCUCACUUCCACCUAUAUUAGAUGGUGAUGUUCAAGUAGAUCCUAGGGACAACCUUCUUGUUGGAACAUACAGUGAUGGUUUGAUGCCAGAUGCCCUGCUGUCAAGAGGCUUGGGCUCAGGAAAGGAUAUCCAGAACUUGAUUUCUGGUUACGGUAAUCAGGGAGAUGUAGAAACAGAAUUGUCUACUGCUGCUAUCAGUUCUCAGUCAUUUGGUGUGCCACACAUGCCCUUCAAGCCUGGCUGUUCAAGUGAUGCUGCAGCAAAUGAGAGUGGAGUGCUGAAUCAGGGAUUUUGGUCUAGCCAACCACAGCGCAUGCGAACAUACACUAAGGUUCAAAAGCGUGGAGCUGUAGGAAGAUCUAUUGAUAUUACCCGUUACAAGGGGUAUGAUGAGCUUCGACAUGAUCUUGCCUGCAUGUUUGGGAUUGAAGGGCAGCUCGAAGAUCCACACAGAACUGACUGGAAACUGGUCUAUGUGGAUCAUGAAAAUGAUAUCCUACUUGUUGGUGAUGACCCUUGGGAGGAAUUUGUAAACUGUGUUCAAAGUAUCAAGAUAUUGUCAGCAGCAGAAGUCCAGCAGAUGAGUUUGGAUGGUGAUCUUUCUAAUAUCCCUGUACAAAACCAAGCAUACAGUGGGUCCAAUAAUAAUGGUGAUCUGUGGAGGGGGUGAAUUUGAUGACGCGUCAGCUGCUUCCUUUCAUCGUUGAGGGUAACAAGAUUUAUAAAAUUAACGACAUACUAUAGAUUUGAUUGAAAUCAAAUGCUAUGACAAGGCUGGAGUUGGAGGAGACUGAUAAUUCAGUUAGAACGAGUUCCAACUUCCAAGGGAGGUCUGAAUAGAGCAAUGAGCCUCUAUACGCGUCUACACAGGUGGCCAAAUUUUUCCACAGAAAGCUAAGGUUAGACCAACACCAACUCUCUGCAGUCAUUAUACUGUAAUUGUUGGACUCUGUAACUAUGUGCUACUUAAUAGAUGAGGAACAUUUGAUAUGAUAAGGAUGUAUUCCUUUUUCUUGUUCUCUGAGAGAGCAGUUCUUGAUGUACAUGCAUGUUCAGCAAUUUAAGACGAUGGUUCUGUCAGAUAACCAUCUCCACCAGUCAUUCUGUAGUCUGAAAUUGUAUGUUAAAAGAUUGUAACUGCUAUUAGCUUCAUUCAACUAGAAGUUUGAAGCCUUGCAUUGUAUCUGGCACUCUUUUAAGUUAUUAUCGAAGAAAGCACAAUGAAAUCACCUUAAA